Messenger RNA from Closterium sp. NIES-65, 1461 nucleotides. Lineage: Eukaryota; Viridiplantae; Streptophyta; Zygnematophyceae; Desmidiales; Closteriaceae. The record is from the annotation of a GenBank genome assembly.
AUGGCGGACGACGGGCCGCUGGGCGUGGCGGGCGCGUAUGACGACGCGCUGAUGGCGUCGGCGGCGGACCGCCAGUCGCACUGGGGCUUCCACGAGACCAAGGAGCUGAUCGCGCUGCGCGGCGAGAUGGAGCGCGAUUUUGUGCCGGGGCGCACGAGCAACCACGUGUGGGAGACCAUCUCGUCGCGCAUGAAGGAGAAAGGGUACCGCCGCACGCCCAACCAAUGCAAGUGCAAGUGGAAAGUGCUCGUCAACCGCUACAAGGUACCCGCCGCGCAACGCCCGCCGCAUUACGGAAACAAGGAGCUCUCGGCGGACGGCUCACGCUCGUGCCCGUUCUUCGAUGAGCUGGACGCGAUUUUCAAGCAGCGCGCGCGCAACAUGGACCGCCUGCUCGUGCAGGCGGAGGGCGGCGGCACGCCCGGCGGAAUCGGCGCCAGCGGCGGCAUCGGCAGCGGAUUCUCCGCAGGAGGCGGCGGGGCCGGAGCAGUCGGAGGCGCCCUGGGCAUGCGCGGAAGCUUCGGCGGGGGGUUGGGCGCGCGGGGGGGCGCGGGGGGCGUGGGAGGGGGCUUGCUCACCCGGCGGGCGCGAGACGAGGAAGAGGAGGAGGAGGACGACGAGGAGGAGGGGGAGGACGAGUUAGAGGGCGAGUUGAACGUGCUGCGCAACAAGAGGCGCAAGCGCGACUUCAACGCUGGCGCGCGCAAGGCCGCCACAGGGGCCUACGGCGCGGGCUCCCCUGGCAUGGGGAAGGGCGCGUCCGCUGGCGCAGGGGGCAGCGCGGGCGGAGACGCGUUUGAUGGCAUGGGCGGGGGGGGGAACGGGGGGGGGGACAGGCGCGCGGUGCUGGAAAGGCAGCGCGCGGGGAGCAUGCAGGAGGUGCUGGAGCAGUUCUUCGUGCAGCAGCUGCGCCUGGAGCAGGAGUGGCGCGAGGCCAUUGAGCGGCGCGAGGCGGAGCGCAGGGUGAGGGAGGGCGAGUGGCGCAGCAGGCUGGAGGCGCUGGAGAGGGAUCGCGCGCAGCGAGAGUCCAUGUGGCGGCAGAUGGAGGCGGAGAGGGCAGCAAGAGAGGACGAGAGAGCAGCACGCAGGGACCAACUCAUCAUCGCUCUCAUUACCAAGCUCUCUGCCCCGCCUGCUCCACCCCCUGCUGCACCCGCACCUUCUGCCCUGCCUGCAACCACCCCUCCUGCUGCCAAUGGUACCGUUGCUGCUGACCAAGCUGUUGCUGCUGCUGCUGCUGCCCCUGAUUCAGCAGCGCCAGCCACGGUGCACAAGCUGGGGGCUGCAGUGGGUGGGACCAUCGCUGCUGCUGAGGCUGCAGCUGCUGAUGUCAUUGGCACUGCUGCUGCGGGUGGUGGUGGUGCUGGUAGUGUGGGAGGUGGAGGUGGGGAGAAGGAUGGGGUGGGGGCUGUGCAAGCAGAUGCUGCCGUGGUUGGAGUGCAGGAGCCUAUUGCAGUGUAG